Lichtheimia ornata is the source of this 864-nucleotide messenger RNA. RefSeq lists its product as uncharacterized. The transcript has 7 exons. The coding region runs from base 1 to 864 and encodes 287 amino acids. Gene Ontology annotation, molecular function: RNA binding. Gene Ontology annotation, biological process: positive regulation of mRNA splicing, via spliceosome. Gene Ontology annotation, cellular component: spliceosomal complex. Lineage: Eukaryota; Fungi; Mucoromycota; Mucoromycetes; Mucorales; Lichtheimiaceae. The record is from RefSeq and is a predicted model, not a curated record.
AUGGAUCGUCCACCAUCUAGAGAAGCAACUCCCGAACGUCAAGAUGAAUAUGGCGCGCCUGGAUCUCCUGAGCGUGGUCGUUCGCGUUCUCGAUCUUACAGCAAGAGCCGAUCGCCUGUAAGUGCUCGUAGCUAUAGCCGUUCUCGUUCUCGUAGCCCAAGAGGACGUUCUCCCAGUCCUGAACGUCGUCGAGACGACCGCAGCCGUUCCCGCAGCCGUUCGUCAUCGCGUUCGUAUCGCCGCUAUAGACGCCGUUCACCAUCCUAUUCGCGUUCGAGAAGUCGUGAUCGUAGACGCUAUUCGAGAAGAAGUCGCUCGCCUCCUCGUCGCCGCUAUAGCCGUUCUCCUCCUCGUCGUAGAUCUCGUUCGGUCGAAAGACGUAGAAGAAAGGAGAAGGAAAUGCAUGGCACGAGGGAUGCGCCUGAGCGUUCCAACAUUUUGGGUGUCUUUGGAUUGAGUAUCUUUACUCGUGAACCUGAUCUUGAGGACAUCUUUUCACAAUACGGCAAUUUGCAACGCGUGACAGUCGUCUAUGAUCGUAGACAUCAACGCUCGCGUGGUUUUGCCUUUGUGUACUUUGAAACUGAAGAUGAAGCUGAACGUGCACGUACCGAGACCAAUGGCAUGAACAUCAAUGGUCGUGCUGUCCGAGUGGAUUAUUCGGUUACCCAUCGUCCACACACACCUACACCUGGUGAAUAUAUGGGUGAAAAGCGUGCUGAUGGUGGUGGUCGUGGUGGUCGUUAUGGUCGUGAUCGUGAUCGUCGUUCUCGUCGUCGUAGCCGUUCUCGAUCCCCUUAUUAUAGCCGUAGAAGAAGAUACUCUUACCGAUCCAGAAGCCGUAGCCGCUCUUGGUCUCGCUAA